Molecule: messenger RNA, 348 nt
Organism: Xyrichtys novacula (pearly razorfish)
Lineage: Eukaryota; Metazoa; Chordata; Actinopteri; Labriformes; Labridae
Source: the annotation of a GenBank genome assembly
AUGAAACCGAUUGAGGUGGAUAAUAAGAUCGUCGUUUCUGAGAGUGUGAUUUACUCUGAUUCUGCCAGUCAUUCACCCCCCUUUGGCGGUGUCGAUGGUUUUUCCUUUGUCUGGGACAAAACCCACCGUGACGGGAGUCUGAAUAACAACAGUUGGCCUCAAAGUUUACCCGGCAUUGGUCUGAGUCAGACCUGGGCCUUGGUGUGUAACUUUGACCUUUGUGAGUGUGUUGAGGUCGAAAAGGUUUUGGAGGCCUGGUUAACCACUCAUUUGGAGGCUUAUCGGAGCCUGAAAAUACACAAUCUGAAGCUUCGUUCAGCUCCAUGGGCAGUUAUUUUGUCCCCAUAG